Molecule: messenger RNA, 1035 nt
Organism: Daldinia caldariorum
Lineage: Eukaryota; Fungi; Ascomycota; Sordariomycetes; Xylariales; Hypoxylaceae
Exons: 1
Coding region: 227-802 (191 amino acids)
Source: RefSeq, a predicted model, not a curated record
GUAUCUCGUUUAGGCCCACACCCCCCCUAACCUCUAUCAACUAACAAGCCUUGAGAUUUGCUGGGUCUGAACGGAAUCCUUCCCAUGACUACCACUACGUUCAUCGAGGUUCAUGGAACCCCCCCGUAGGCAGUAGCAGGUAAUAGAGACGUUUCCGCAGCAAUACUAACUACGCCGGCAGUCUGGGUUUCUCAGCCCGGGGGCCACCCCUGCCCUUCCCACCAACAUGGUCCGGUCAGCUAAGGAACCGCGCACCAUUCACCUCAUCCAUCAUGAUGGGCUGUGUUUCGUAUAUUUUGACAUAUAUAAGAUGUUCAACUCCCUGGUUUUGAGGCAUCUCUCAUUCCUCAUCAUAACAGCAAGAACGUCAAAGAACAUUAACAAGAUCAAAGCAAUAAUACAAAUCCUCCUCCAACCUCGCCUCUCAAACAAGACAUAUCAUUACCUCGCAACAACACCAUCUCUUGCUUCACUUUUCCUUAACUGUUGCUUUUCAUUAUUGUAUCAUCUAAGAUUUCGUCUCUCUCUCUCUCUAUAUAUACCUCACUAUAAACUCAACCGCACAAUAAUCACAAUGGCUGCUUUCACUUUCACCACCGCUUCUGGCCCUGCCAACUUCGGCCGAAGCGGCUACAACAAAGACGGAGACUCUGAGGACGACAAGCGAAACUUUGGACGCAGCGGAUACAACAAGGGUGACGACGAAGACGACAAGAAGAACUUCGGACGAAGCGGCUACAACAAGGACGGCGACGACGAAGACAGCCGGCUCAGCAACUUCGGCCGGAGCGGCUACAACUAAAGAAAGAGAUAGUCCAGCAGCGCUCGACUGUGACCCGGCCUUUUGUAUCACCAACUCGAUCUCAUUGAUUUUCUGUACCACCAACGACAAACGAAACAGCAUUUAGAGAGCAUCAAUUUUUUUUGUCUUCGGCAUUUUGAUAUCAACUUUCAUACUAUUCGGAACUGGACGAUACCACGCAUAAAAGAUUCAUACCAUAGAAAAACCAUAGACGCGCAAGCACACACACCACC